Dendroctonus ponderosae (mountain pine beetle) is the source of this 4834-nucleotide messenger RNA. It is a transcript of the gene PAN2, whose product is annotated as PAN2-PAN3 deadenylation complex catalytic subunit PAN2. Bases 145 to 3786 code for a protein of 1213 amino acids. Gene Ontology annotation, molecular function: protein binding; poly(A)-specific ribonuclease activity; nucleic acid binding. The transcript has 21 exons. Gene Ontology annotation, cellular component: P-body; PAN complex. The record is from RefSeq and is a predicted model, not a curated record. NCBI's taxonomy places the organism in Eukaryota, Metazoa, Arthropoda, Insecta, Coleoptera, Curculionidae. Gene Ontology annotation, biological process: mRNA processing; nuclear-transcribed mRNA poly(A) tail shortening.
AGACUAGGGUCCACCUCUACACAACAGCUGUGAAAGUUUGUCUGUCAAAACAGGAGGAGAAAUGAGUUUUUGGUAAAACUGUUUUAUUUUGCAAUAUAAACCUUUAAAAAUUGAGGGUUUCCUCAAUUGUUUGUGCAGCUCAAAAUGUACUUCGACAACACUGGGUUAGCUGUAGUUGGCCCUUCAGAGCCAUCCACUGGUUUGGCCGGUCAUGAAGCGGAAUAUCUUCAAACGCAAUGUGUUUUGGCUGAUGGCGGCGAGAGAUUUGGUGUUUCGUCUAUAACGUUCGAUAGACAUGAGGAAUUAUUGUGGAUGGGAAACCAAGGGGGCCAUGUGACUUCGUAUUAUACAGGGGCCAUGUCAAAAUAUACAUCCUUUCAAGUUCAUGCUCAUGAAGAAGUACGGCAAAUUUUGACUUUAGACGAAGGCCUGUUAGCUUUAACUGCAAGCAGCCUAAGGUGUCAAAUUAGAAGAGGAAUCCCUGUAUAUACCCAUGUCUCUUCAAACAUGUCUGAAAUGCAGUGUAUGCUACAGAUGUCCCCAACGCGGUUACUAAUCGGUGGACAUCGGGAUAAAUUGAUUGAUUUCAAUUUGCAAAUAUGUAAGGAAAAUCAAGUGGGCAAUGUAUCCGAAGGAGCGUCGGUAAUGCUGCGUCCUCAUUCUCGGUAUGUUUGUUGCGGAAGUCCUACAGGUUCCAUCGAACUGAGAGAUCUGAAUAGUCUUAAACUGGAGCAUACAAUUGAUACUCAUACAGGCAGUCUUAGCGACUUUGACGUACAAGGAAAUCUGAUGGUGACUUGCGGGUUUAGCAACAGGUUAGGCAACCUGGCAGUUGAUCGCUUCCUCAUGGUCUACGACUUGCGAAUGUUGCGUGCAGUUUCCCCCAUGCAGACUGUUCUUGACCCUCUGUACUUAAGAUUUAUGCCAUCUAUCACUUCACGCCUUGUCGUCGUUUCGGCCGGUGGCCAAGUCCAGCUAUUGGACACCAUCGCGUUAGCUGAGCCUAAAAUCUGUAUGCUGCAAGUCGAUUGUCCAGCUUCAAUGGUAUUGGCAUUCGACGUAAGCACCACGCUACAGGCCAUGUCGUUCGGAGACAGUGGUGGGCAAAUUCAUCUAUUUUCAACAACAGACGAGCCUGUUUUCAACACUUAUUCCCGACAGACGGAAUUUCCAGAUCCUCCAAUUCAAUAUCCAAGUUUUGCUAUCGACGAUUACAGUACACCUUUGUCAUCUAUACCGAUGAUUUACAGUCAGUCGGACUUACCUUUAGCUUCUGAUUUGCCUCAAUACCUUACCAAAUUUGUCUACAGGAAGCCGCCAGGGAUUGAUUCCGAAAUCUUACGUACUAUGAAAAUGCAAGGACCAAUAGGAUACGCACCAAAUCCUAAGCAAAUGCGUCGAAACCAAGUGAUGUACAGUAUCAGGCAAAACGGCCAUCUCAUGAAUUCUUUCUCGCAAAAAAGUCCGCAACAUCAAGAAAAUGACGGCACAUUCAUUGCCAUUCCGAAGCGAUACAGAAAAGUUGAUAUGAAGUAUAAUAAACUUGGCCAGGACGAGUUUCAAUUUGACAACUAUAAUAAAACUGGACUGGCUGGAUUGGAGGCAGUUUUACCGAACGCCUACUGUAAUGCCGUUAUUCAGGUUCUUUAUUACAUCGAACCACUUCGAGCGUCAUUACUCUCCCACCUUUGCUCGAAGGAAUUCUGCUUAUCCUGUGAACUGGGGUUCCUGUUUUAUAUGCUAUCGCAUAGUCCUCCUAACCAGCCUUGCCAGCCAGGAAACUUCUUGCGCGCAUUUCGAACAGUACCAGAAGCUUCGGCUUUGGGUUUAAUUUUAAGCGAUCUUGCUCCUGAAGCCAAGCAAAAAACUGAUUUAGGAGCACUUAUACAGAGCUGGAAUAGAUUUAUGCUGCACCAGAUGCAUGUUGAGUUAAACGAAACACGAAAGAGAAAUGAGGAGAAAAAGGAGAAAUUUUGCAAACCAUUUAUUUACAAGGAAAUUGAUUUUCCUGCCAUAUCUAAAGAGAGAGCCAGAAAACAUUCGGCGGCUGAAGUAUCCAAUGAAAUCGAAGAAGAGAAGAGGGAAGAUGUUUCAGAUAUAAGCAACAUCUUUGGUUCAAAGCAAAUGCACAGACAUUCAUGUCUUAAAUGUGCUGAAGAAGUUAACAAAGGAUCCAUUCUCUUAGCCUGCAAUUUGGUGUAUCCUACAAGCGAACCAGAGCGGGACGAAUGGAGUUUUUGUGACAUAUUAAGCAAAUCUUUGUGUCCUCAGCAAGUCACACCUGCAUGGUGCGAAAAAUGCGGAAGGUUUACUCCCACAUCGCAAAGCCGUGUCAUUGAGUCACUGCCCAAAGUCCUAUCGAUUAACACAGGACUUCAUACUCCACAACAUAAACAAUUCUGGCAGACGCAAAUGGAUAAAGUAGUAGCCAAACUUUCCGGAGCAGAUCUUAACAAAUCAACCACGCCAACAACAACGCCCACAAACACGCCAUCUUCUAAACCUUGCCGUUAUGGAGAUCACUGUUCCAGGCCCGGAUGUAGAUUCCGCCACAGUUUUGACAAUACUCCCCCUCCUAUACCCAUAAACAACCCUUACUGUAGCAAUAAUUGGCUGCCACACAGUAUUAAAAUGUAUCUGAAUAAUUCGAAAUUAGAAAUCAAAAAGUUAGGUGCCAAUGGUGAAGAGGUAAGAAAGCUGAAUUUAGCCGAUGAUCUCCCAAAAACAAUUACUGAAGACAUAUCAAUAGAUGACGGUAAAGAAAAUGGAGCUGUGCAAGAAAGCAAACGCUACGAUCUCACCGCUGUAGUUUGCUACAUCAACGAUCAAAAUACCCCAGAACGAAAGAAUCUUGUUGCCUUAAUUAAAAUUCCAGAUUUAUAUAUGAAACAUAAGGAGCUUUCCGAACACAAAUGGUAUUUGUUCAAUGAUUUUAGCAUCAGCCCCGUUCCAGCCCAAGAAGCGGUUUGGUUUAGUCUUGACUGGAAAAUUCCCUGUGUUUUGUAUUACUCCUGUGCGGAGCUUCAAAACAGCAGAACUGAAAUCCAUCAUCCGAUCUCACGAGAAGUUUUUACUGAAGAUAACUGCAUAGCCAGAUCUGGUGGCACGAAGGGAAUCACAUUCACUCCUCUGCUUGAAAAUGAAUUGUUGAACGCUGGCGAUUUGGUAGCGAUGGACGCGGAGUUUGUCACUCUGAAUCAGGAAGAGGCUGAGUUGCGAAGUGACGGAAAAAUGUCUACUGUUAAACCAUCCCAGAUGUCAGUAGCUAGAAUUACUUGUAUCAGAGGGCAAGGGGAUGGAGAAGGUACACCGUUUAUUGAUGAUUACAUUUCAACUCAAGAACAAGUAGUUGACUAUCUUACGAAAUUUUCCGGUAUCAAGCCAGGAGAUCUGGAUGCUAAUUUCACUUCGAAACACUUGACAACCCUAAAGUCGACGUACAUUAAGUUAAGGUUUCUGCAAGACAGCGGAGUGGUGUUUGUAGGACAUGGAUUGAAAAAUGAUUUUAGAGUAAUAAAUUUAGUAGUUCCUACCGACCAAGUAAUUGAUACUGUGCAGCUGUUCCAUUUGAGGCACCAUCGAAUGGUUUCACUUCGCUUUUUGGCAUGGCACUUCUUGGGUAUCAAAAUUCAAUCCGAAACUCACGAUUCCAGCGAAGAUGCUCGAGCUGCUUUGCAGUUGUACAAGAAGUAUCAGGAAUUGGAGCAAUGCAACAAAGUAGGGGAAGCUCUAGCAGAAUUGUACGAAAUAGGAGAGCAUUUGAAAUGGAAGGUACCUGAAGAGUAAAGCUUAGUAGGUACACAUCUCAUCAACAUUUUAUUUUUUUAAAUUUUUGACAGCUUGACGCUGUUUUAAAAUUUCCCACUGCCUUGGCAACAUACAAAAUUUUCCGUCUAGUCAUUUAAACCAUUAUAGUCUGAAUUAAAUUGUCUGCUAAAUAACUGUAAAAAUGAUGCUCCAUAUGACAUGAAAAUCGAGAAAUUAACGCAAACGAAGAGAAUACAAGAAAUAAGGCGGAUCUUUAUAGUGAGAAACAAAUUUCAAAAUUAAAAUGUUAUCAUCAGUCAUCAGAACUGACCAGAACAUUCUGAACCAAGAAAUAUAAGUCUGUAAGUCAUUUGUUUGUAAUGCAUCUACAGAAUGUAUAAAACUAAAAAAGAAAAGAACUCACUAACUUGCAGACCAGGUAGACCAUUCUCCGUCUACCAUAUUUAAUGGUAACCUAUUGUAAUACAUAGCUCGAUUUAAAUGCAAUUUAAUUGCGACUUAAAAUUGUUUUUAAUUAAAAUAGUUACUAUCGCUUUGCAAUACAUUUUAAUUUUGUAUUUGGGUACAUUUUGGAAUGUGCAUUGCAAAGAACUAAAUUUUUUUGAACUGAAUAUUUACAAAAUUGUUGUUCUAUAGUUUGGACCAUAUGUGUUAACGUAAUAUUUGCACUCGUAAACUAUCCGUUUUCGAUAGUUUGGUAUUACAAAUGCAGAUUAUUUUUAGACUGCAGCCAUUAUUGUAUAAACAAGAUUGUAUAUUGAUUUGUGUUUUUGUUUAAAUUGAUUGUCAGGAAAAUUUCCUGUAGUACUUUCAUCAAUAAAUUUAAAAAAAUACCUUUGAGCCAGUAGUGUGGUUUGCAAUUCAAAUUUGCACUCAGUUGACAAGGUAUUUUAUUUUACUUUGUGUCAGUACAAAAUUGUUAUUUUUUUAAUACGAAAACGGGGGCUACGGAUGGUUUGCACAAAACAAUUGGACCAUCAUGCAGGCGAUGUAUUAAUUUUUAUGAAAGAGUUGUAAAAUCGCAUUAGAAUACUCAAAUGAUAAUAAAUUGUAUUUUUGAAAAAUA